GGAAGGGAGAUUGGAGGGGUUGUCUGGAAUCCAAUCCCAGACCUUCCCUUGCAGGCUUGCCCACCUACUGUGGUCUAGUGUGGAGAUGAGGUCCAGGGUUUGGGAGGGGUGUGGGGACACAUGUCUGCCAAGGCACUGAGCCCUCCCAGCUGGAAAAUCCUCUGAACCUGUGAGAAGAGAACAUAGCCAGCAUGGACACACCCUUACCCUUAGUCUCAGUUCCCACCAAGACACAGAGCAUUUCCUGUGCCUUUUCCGCUAUUUCACAACCUGCCUGUUCUUGCUCACCAAGGUAGAGGCUUCUUCUCCUGCCAGAAGCCAGACAGCUGGCUCCAGCCUCUCCUGUUCAGCGCCAUGGCCAAGACCCCUAGUGACCAUCUGCUGUCCACCCUGGAGGAGCUGGUGCCCUAUGACUUUGACAAGUUCAAGUUCAAGCUGCAGAACACCAGUGUGGAGAAGGAGCACUCCAGGAUCCCCCGGAGUCAGAUCCAGAGAGCCAAGCCAGUGAAGAUGGCCAGUCUGCUGGUCACCUACUACGGGGAAGAGUACGCUGUGCGGCUGACCCUGCAGGUCCUGCGGGCCAUCAACCAGCGCCUGCUGGCUGAGGAGCUCCACAGGGCAGCCGUUCAGGAAUAUUCCACACAAGAAAAUGGCACAGACGAUUCCGCAGCGUCCAGCUCCCUGGAGGAGAACAAGCCCGGGAGCCUGAAGACUCCAGACCACCCCGAGGGGAAGGAGGGAAAGGAGGGGAAGGAGGGGAAGGAGGGGAAGGAGGGGAAGGAGGGGAAGGAGGGAAAGGAGCGCCCUCGGUCGUGCGGGGACUGCGCUGCCAGCCUGCGGCACAGCCAGCCCGAGGCCGGGACGGGGCUGUCAAGGAAGCCCUCGAGCAAACGCAGAGAGAAGGCCUCGGAGAGCCCGGACGCGCAGGGCAAGCCUCCCACCGGAGGGAGAAGCCCCGGCCCCAGCCCCUGCAAGGCGGCCGAGCGCCCCCCGCGCAAGAACGCCAGCUCCUCGGGCGCGCUGGGGUGGAAGGAGUGCAGGCCCUUCGAAGUGGAGCAGCCCUCGGGAAAGAAGCGGCCUAAAAGCCUUGAGCUCACCAUUUCCACAGGGCAGAAGGCGCCCCCAAAUCCAGAAACUCUCCUGACUGUAGAGGAAACGACAGCUGCGAAUCCGGACUCGGCAACAGGCGCUCAGGCAAGGCCCACUCCGGAUGGAGGGGCGACUGCGGACCUGGAGAAAGGCCCUGGGAAUCCAGAACAUUCGGUCACCGGAAGGCCACCAGACAAGGCUGCGAGUCCCCGUUGCCACGCCCAGGAAGGAGACCCUGUUGGCGAUAUCUGUGUGCGUGAUUCCUGCAGCUGCCCUGAGGCAGCUUCUGGGCACCCCCAGGCCUCAGGCAGCCGCUCACCUGACUGCCCCCGGUGCCAGGCCUCCCAUGAAAGGAAGAGCAUGGGAAGUCUAAGCCCCCAGCCCCUUCCACAGUGUAAGCGCCACAUGAAGCAGGUCCAGCUGCUAUUUUGCGAGGAUCACCGUGAGCCCAUCUGCCUCAUCUGCAGUCUGAGUCAGGAGCAUCGAGGCCACCGGGUACGCCCCAUUGAGGAGGCUGCCCUGGAACACAAGAAGCAAAUUCAGAAGCAGCUGGAGCAUCUGAAGGAGCUGAGAAAAUCAGGGGAGGAGCAGCGAUCCUAUGGGGAGGGCAAGGCAGUGAACUUUCUGAAACAGACUGAAGCGCUGAAGCAGCGGAUGCAGAGGAAGCUGCAGCAGGUGUACCACUUUCUGGAGCAGCAAGAGUAUGUCUUUAUGGCCUCGCUGGAGAACGUGGGCCAGAUGGUCGGGCAGAUCAGGAAGACAUACGACACCCGCAUAUCCCAGGACAUCGCCCUGCUCGACGCGCUGAUUGGGGAACUGGAGACCAAGCAGUGCCAGUCGGAAUGGGACCUUCUGCAGGACAUCGGAGACAUCUUGCACAGGGCUAAGACAGUGCCUCUCCCUGAACGGUGGACUACUCCUCAAGAGAUGGAACAGAAGAUCCAACUGCUCCUCCAGAAGUUAGAGUUUGUGGAGAAGAGCGCAAAAUACUUCUUAGAAACCCUGAGUUCAGAAAUGGAAAUGUUCAAUGUUCCAGAGCUGAUUGGUGCUCAGGCACAUGCCGUUAAUGUGAUUCUGGAUGCAGAAACCGCUUACCCCAACCUCAUCGUCUCUGAUGAUCUGAAGAGUGUUAGACUUGGAAACAAGCGGGAGAGGCUGCCUGAUGGCCCGCACAGAUUUGACAGCUGCAUCGUUGUUCUGGGCUCUCCGAGCUUCCUCUCUGGCCACCAUUACUGGGAGGUGGAGGUCGGAGACAAGACGGCGUGGAUCCUGGGAGCCUGCAAGGCAUCCAUAAGCAGGAAAGGGAACAUGACUCUGUCACCAGAGAAUGGCUACUGGGUGGUGAUAAUGAUGAAGGAAAAUAAGUACCAGGCAUCCAGUGUUCCCCCAACCCGCCUGCUAAUAAAGGUGCCUCCCAAGCGUGUGGGCAUCUUUGUGAACUACAGAGUUGGAAGCAUUUCCUUUUACAACGUGACAGCCAGAUCCUGCAUCUAUACAUUCACCGGCUGCUGUUUCUCUGAGCCCCUUCAACCUAUCUUCAGCCCUGGGACACAUGAUGGAGGGAAGAACACAGCUCCUCUGACUAUCUGUCCAGUGGGUGGUCAGGGGCCUGACUGAAUGCCCAACACUGCAUCUCUCUUCCAGCUUCUGGCUUUGUAUCUUGCAUUCACAUACUCAGCAGUCACGGAAUGCCGCCUGGGUGCCAGCCGCUACAGGAAAUGCAACGAAUAACAAAAUAGUUACUGUGCCCAUGGAGCCUACCCGAUUAUAGCAGAGCUAAGUUAGGAACGAACAUAUUAGUAAAUCCGCUGAAGAAAUGUACUGAUGACACACCAUGGAUUUCAGAGGAGGAAGUACAGGGUCGUUGCAUAAUCCAUCCCUGGUGAAUGGUACUCUCAAGUGCUCCUGAACAGAAGAUUUGGCCCUCAUUUUCCCUCAGAACCCCAUGGCAAGGACAUGUCCCCUGGUUCUCUCUGCUUUUGUCUUGAGGACAUGGGAAGUCUAGAGAAACAUAAGCAGACUGGAUUGGGAUAGAAGUAUUUGUGUACCUGGAUUAAUGAACUAUGAUUUUUUUUUUUGAGACGGGAUCUUGCUUUGUCACCCAGGCUGCAGUGCAGUGGCACUAUCUCAGCUCACC
This is a messenger RNA of Cercocebus atys (sooty mangabey), 3226 nucleotides long. It is a transcript of the gene MEFV, whose product is annotated as Mediterranean fever. The transcript is spliced from 10 exons. The record is from RefSeq and is a predicted model, not a curated record. Lineage: Eukaryota; Metazoa; Chordata; Mammalia; Primates; Cercopithecidae. Gene Ontology annotation, molecular function: protein binding; zinc ion binding. Bases 355 to 2706 code for a protein of 783 amino acids.